Molecule: messenger RNA, 4441 nt
Organism: Acipenser ruthenus (sterlet)
Lineage: Eukaryota; Metazoa; Chordata; Actinopteri; Acipenseriformes; Acipenseridae
Product: progressive ankylosis protein homolog B
Exons: 12
Coding region: 382-1872 (496 amino acids)
Biological process (GO): phosphate ion transmembrane transport
Cellular component (GO): membrane
Molecular function (GO): phosphate transmembrane transporter activity
Source: RefSeq, a predicted model, not a curated record
UUUAAGAGAUGUGUCCAAGAAGAACCGCUUACUGCAUGAUCUGUCUGAUGUGACUCAGUAGCACCAGUCGGCUGUGCUGCCGGUUCCCUAAACUGUAGAAGAGAAGGACGUUGCGGCUAAAUUAUAUUGUUUUUCCAGUCUGCUUAUAUUUUUGUUACUGCCGGUGAACAAUGGAAAAGCUGUCAGCAGAAAUUUCUGGUGUCCCUCCUCUUUUCCACUGCGGUAGAUCAUUGUUUUUGAUGCUGGUGUUGUGUAGGAGUGCAGGGAUGGACCUGAUCUUUUUGGAUUUCUGCUAGAAAACACGCAGAGGACCUGCGUUAUAUUAUUCGUUUUGCCUUGUUCAACAGCAGAUGUAUUUGGUGUUGCCAUUCAAGCAGAACUAUGGUGAAAUUGCCAGCGCUCACACAUUACUGGCCUCUCAUCCGCUUUCUGGUCCCUCUGGCAAUUACAAAUAUAGCCAUUGACCUCGGGGAACAGGCCUUGAAUAGGGGCAUUGCAGCUGUAAAAGAAGAUGCAAUCGAGAUGCUGGCCAGUUAUGGGCUUGCCUAUUCCCUGAUGAAAUUCUUCACGGGUCCAAUGAGCGACUUCAAGAACGUGGGCCUGGUAUUUGUGAACAGCAAGCGGGACCGCACCAAGGCUGUCGUCUGCAUGGUCGCAGCAGGCACUGUAGCCAUCAUUUUUCAUACACUCAUAGCUUAUACGGACCUGGGGUAUUACAUCAUUAAUAAACUUCAUCAUGUAGAUGAUUCAGUGGGGAAUAAAACUAGAAAGGCCUUUCUGUAUUUGGCUGCCUUCCCACUGCUAGAUGCUAUGGCUUGGACCCAUGCUGGCAUUUUGCUGAAACACAAGUUCAGUUUUCUAGUGGGAUGUGCUUCUAUCUCUGAUGUCAUAGCUCAGAUUGCUUUUGUAGCCAUUUUGCUUCACAGUCAUCUGGAGUGCCUGGAGCCUCUUCUCAUCCCUAUACUGUCCCUCUAUAUGGGAGCCUUGGUGCGCUUCACCAUUGUGGGCCUCGGCUACUACAGGAACAUCCAUGACACAAUCCCUGACAGCUGUGGGCCUGAAGUUGGGGGAGAUGCCACAUUCAAAAAGAUGCUGAACUUCUGGUGGCCACUGGCAUUAAUCCUUGCUACCCAGAGAAUAAGCAGACCCAUUGUCAAUCUCUUUGUGUCUCGUGAUCUUAAGGGAAGCUCAGCAGCCACAGAGGCCGUAGCGGUCCUGACAGCAACAUACCCAGUGGGUCACCUGCCCUAUGGCUGGCUAACAGAGCUGAGAGCAGUCUAUCCUGCAUUUGACAAGAAUAAUCCCAGCAAUAAACUGGUGAACAGUGGAACAACUGUCACCAAAGCACACAUCAAGAAGUUCACCUUUUUCUGUCUGACGCUCUCAGUGACGCUGUGCUUUUUGGUGUUCUGGACCCCGCAUGUUUCUGAGAAGAUCCUGGUGGAUAUUAUUGCGGUGGACCUCGCUUUCGCUGAGCUCUGUGUUGUUCCUCUUCGUAUCUUCUCUUUUUUCCCAAUACCAGUCACUAUGCGAGCACACCUAACCGGGUGGUUGAUGACACUGAAGAAGACCUUUGUACUGGCCCCCAGUUCAGUCCUGCGGCUCAUUGUUCUCAUCACUAGUCUCAUUGUGCUUCCUUACAUGGGGGUUCAUGGAGCCACUCUCGGUGUCGGUUCCCUGCUAGCUGGUUUCUUGGGGGAAUCCACCAUGGUAGCAAUAGCAGCCUUCUAUGUAUAUCGGAAACAGAAGAAGAAGAAGGAGGAUAGCGAUGACGAGACGGCAGUGGAGGGAGAAGACUCGGCUCCAAUGAAUGAAGUCGGGCCCAGGGAGGAAACUGAUGACAUUGUGGAGCUGAGGGAGGAGGACGAAUAAAGACAGGAGGAGGGGGAGAGCAGACUGCAGGAACAGUCUGAACUUGCUUCUGCCACCGCCCGCUUUCUCUCCCCCAGCUCAAUGUUGCUCAAGUUCCAUUUCUGUUGCGCACAGUGGAAAUGCUUGCCGGGGGGGAUACAGCGAGGAGGCCUUUACUUGCAUGCGGUGGCUAUUCCGUUAAUUUCCCUUGCUGAUGAGAACCGUGGCCACGGUACACCCCCUCCCCUCAGAGUUUUGUAGCUUCCAGCGGAUACUGUCUGCACAAGACAGAAAAGAUACCUGUACCAAAGCACUGUCGUACAUCCACCUUUACCUUUCUCUUCUCUGCUGUUAUUUUGCGCUGCCGUCCUAUACUUUUAAGAAAACACAAAAGAACUGCAAGUGUAAAACUUUAUAUCACAUCUUUAUUCAGUUGCUUGAAAAAAAAGACUUCUGAUCUUGAAUGUAGAAGAAAAAAGAAAUGCAUUGAGGUCUCUAUAUAGACCUGUGCGCUUUUAUUUGCCAUAGUGCUGCUAAUUACCAGUUACGCUGUAGUUGGUAAAAAAAAAACUGGCAUAGCAGUUAGAAUGAGGCUUAUUUUUUAUUUUUAUUUAAGUACCAAACUCAUUUUCUGAAACCAUCAGUGUUUAAAGAUUUGGGAGUGUAGGGUUUGUGCUUAACUUAAAUUACAUUUAAAGGGAGUUUUUAAAUAAUAUAAUAGUUAAAAAGUUGUAACUGUUUAAAUAUUGUUCAUGGUUUAUUUUGUAAGGGUGAGAUAUAAAUGCAACGGCCGGGGUCAGACAGCCAAAUGUUGGCUGCUUGACUUUUUAUUAUGUUUGUCAGUCAAGUUUCUUGAAUCUGAGAAUCUAUUUUUUUAAUAGAUAUAACAUUAAGCUGUCAGUCAUUAAAACACACAUUUACAGCUUAGGAAUGCCCCUGAACUCAUAAAGUAUCCAAAGCAUCUAAAUGUGCUGUUAUACACUCGUGGCAUACAAGUGUAUUUCAUAUCCCUGUGUCUACCACACACUGUGGGCAUUAACAUCUCAACAUAACUUUGCUUUGGUGGUCUCGAGAGGGAAAGACUUUAUGUCCCUGUGCUUAGAAAUAAAGAGUAUAAGUGAAAACACCUUUUUCUGAUUUUAAACGGUGAUAAAGUGGUGCAUGAAGUGGCAUUUUUUUUAAAGUUGAAAAUCAAGUUGUGUGCUUUAACCUAACCUGUAGACUAGAGGAUUCAUUCAAAAUUGUUGUUUCAGGGAAUAUGGUUAGUAUAAAAAAAAAAUCUAAAUAUUGUUCAUUUCUAAAUAUUUACAUGAAGUAGUAGCUGACUAUGCAGAUAUAUUUGAUCAACCUGUACACACUGGGAUGAGCCACAGCUGGAUCAACAACCUAUCCUUGGUUACCCUGGAAAAUAAGGGUGGGGGAGGGUGAGGCAUUUCAGGGUGAUUUCCUGAUACUGUUAAAGAAUCAAACAUCCAGCUGUGGAAAUCCAUUUAAUUUGUAUCUGGCUCUUCUCUGUAGAAUUUUGCUUAACAUUUGACAAGGCAAUGUCUUUGAACAUAUGGGGAGAUUAUAUACAGGAACAGAACCCAGCAAAUAGUAUGGCUGUGAAGGCAGGCGGCACACAUCAGACACAGUGAGGUAGAGCACCUAGACCAUGGAAUAAAUGUCUUAUAUAUAUAUAUAUAUAUAUAUAUAUAUAUAUAUAUAUAUAUAUAGUAGCGUGUACAGGGGAAGGCAGCAGCAGGGCUGGGUGACGUAAUCAUACACGAAGACAUAAGCCUGAUAUACACUCCUUGCAAAGGAGCCGGCUCGUUUGGAGAGCGGUAUGGGCGCUAUGCUUCAGUGGGAUAGAUCCCAGGUUCGUACCCGCUCUUCCCCUGUGUGUGGAUUGUCUCGCACUGUGUGAUGCACCUGCCUGCGUUAACUGAGAACGCUUUCAUAUAUAUUAAUAAUCGAUGCAUCAACAACAUUUUUUCAUUAAGAUUUUUUCAUGUUUUUAAAGUAAGAUAAUUGUGUAGCUUUCAUUUUUAAAUCAGGAACAUGUAUAUAAAAUACUUUAGGGGGGCAACGAAGUGUACAUUUUGACGUUCGGAACACAUUACCGAAGGAAGGUUCGAACCUUCGAUGGUACUCAUUUGCAUAAUUUACUGGUGACGUCAGCAUAACUACUUGUUUAUAUUUGAUUGAAAAUCCUAUUUUACAGGUAAUCCAUAUAAAUGGAAUAAAACAUUCACAUGUACUUUAAAAAUACGUUAUAUAGAACAAUAAUCAUGUUUUUUAUAAUUUAAAUAAAAAUAAAAAUACACGUUGUUUAUUUACAUGUAACUGAAGAUGAUACAAGUCGCUUGCACAGUUUGCAUUAAACCUUUUUUUUGGGGGGGGGGGGUUGUCUGGGCAUGUAACAAAAAAAGUCCCAAACAGCAGAGGGGUUUCGAGAUAUUUCUUUCAAUACAGUUUACGCUGUACAACGCUUUGCUGUCGAUGGAGAAUGAAGAAAUUAAAGGUUUCCUUCUGGAUAACAACACAAGCUGGAGGGGGGAGAGACGGACGGAGCUCAGUUUUCGAAAUUAAAAUUAUUUCUGUUAUCGUA